AUGGUUACAGAAGACCAAGUUCAACAGCUUGAGGCUGACCUUGCGGCUGCUAGAGCAGAAGUAGCACGUCUACAAGCUACUCCGGGAAACGCGGACGGUCAAAAUAGUAACAGUUCAGACGCGAGGGUUGCGGCUCUGUACCGACAGCCUAAAAUUCCGAAUUUUUGUCGAGAUAACCCCCAGACUUGGUUUUUGCAGGCCGAAAUUACUCUGCGUAAUGCUGGGAUUCGGAAUUCAGUGACAAAGGCCGAUUUUAUUGCUGAAAAGCUGGACCUGGAAGCCCUUCAGGUGAUCCAGGAGAUUAUGACACGGGACCCUGCACCCGCUGACAUUUUUGAGUUAGUUAAAAAUAAACUUAUUGCUACUUUCGGAUCCUCAGCGGAGGAACGUUUACGUAAACUUAUUAAAGGCCAAGUUCAUAGCGAUGGUAAACCAUCUUUGAUACUCAAUGCGUUGCGAGCUCUUAAUGUUAGAUGCGAUGUUGAAAUAUUAAAGACUAUAUUUUUAGAACAACUUCCUGCAAAAUGUAAAGCCGCCUUGUCACUUUCGGAGGUUGUAGAUCUUGACAGGCUGGCUGCGUUAGCUGAUAAGUUCGUGGAGGCUUCAGGUGCAGAAUUGCAGGUGAGUGCCGUGGCAUCGCAGGCGUCAUUUGAGAAGCUCGAAGCCCAGAUUGCCUGGUUGGCUUCUGAGAUUAAGUCCUUGAAGACGCGCCAAGGUAGAUCCAGGUCGCGUGGCCAAUCCAGGCCGGUCGCCAAGUCGGUUUCCGUUGGUAGUAGCGAGAAGGCAGCGUUCGGAAAACUAAAUGGUCCUCGCUGCGUGGGAGCAGUGGGCGAGGAACUUCCUUCUCGAAGGCUCCAUAUACGUGACGGUGGGUCGGGGCUUGUUUUCCUUAUCGAUACGGGCGCUGAGGUGUCAUUGGUUCCUAGAGACUCUUCGUGGUCAUUGAAACCCACCGACCUUAAGCUUUUUGCCGCGAAUAAUACACCAAUCCAAACGUUUGGGGAGGUGCAGUUGCUAGUCGACUUACGUCUUAAAAGUCCAUUUAGUUGGAAGUUUUGCGUUGCCGCGGUCCCUUAUCCGAUCAUAGGCGCGGACUUGCUCAAUCACUUUGGACUCCUUGUCGACAUUCGUAAACGUAGACUUAUCGACCCAAAUAAUAACAUGUCUUCUUGUGGGUUCGUUAAACAGGUCGCAUCUUUUUCUGUCGGUGUCACGUCUUCUGAUGAAGUAGCUAAGUUGUUGUCCGCGUUCCCAGAGGUUACAGGACACAAGCCGGCAAAAAAGAUUGGUUCUCCGGAUGUUUUCCAUCACAUUGUGACCAAUGGCCCUCCCAUCUCAGAGCGUGUCAGAAGGCUGACUCCGGAGAAAUAUAAGGCCGUUAAACUGGAGUUCGAGCAGCUUGUGCGUGAGGGUUAUUGUAGGCAUUCUAGUAGCCCCUGGGCUAGUCCGUUGCACCUGACAAAAAAGAGGGACGGUUCGUGGCGCGUCUGCGGCGAUUUUCGAAGGUUGAAUAGCGUCACGGAACCCGAUCACUACCCAUUACCUCAUCUUCAUGAUUAUGCAAUCGCUCUUCAUGGCAAAUGCAUUUUCUCCACGCUAGAUUUGCAUAAGGCGUACCAUCAGAUUCCUGUUGCGCCUGAGGACGUCCCGAAGACGGCUGUAAUUACCCCCUUCGGCCUGUUUGAGUACCUUGGUACUCCCUUCGGGUUGAGAAAUGCUUGCCAGUCGUUUCAGAGGUAUAUUAAUCGGGCGCUCUCGGGGUUGGACUUUGUUUUCGUCUACCUCGACGAUAUUUUGAUCUUCUCGUCGAGCGCGCAGGAACACUUCGGUCAUCUGCGUGUGGUCCUUGAACGGCUUGAACGGUUCGGUUUGCAAUUGAAUCUUGGUAAAUGUAAGCUCGUCAAGGAUGAGGUUAACUUUUUGGGGUACGUUAUCAAUAGUGACGGUUCCAAGCCUUCAGUUGAUAGCGUUCAGGCGGUUUUGAAUUUCCCGAAGCCGAGGACGGUGGUCCAGCUGCGUCGGUUUUUGGGGAUGGUUAACACCUACCGCCGCGGUAUUCCCCACGCGGCUAAGACGCAGGCUCCUCUGAAUGAUUAUAUCCGUGGUUCGGUGAAGAAUGAUAAGCGUGAGAUCGCGUGGACGCCGGAGGCGGACGCCGCAUUUGAAAAGGCUAAGGAGGAUUUGGCUGGUGUUGCUCUCUUGAGCCACCCCGCUAUCGGAGCCGAAACUCGUCUGGUUACGGACGCGUCGGAUCUGGCAAUGGGAGCCGUUGUCGAGCAGCGUCAGGGCGAGCGCUGGAGACCUUUGGGUUUUUUCUCGCGAAAGUUUACGCCAGCGCAGACCCGGUACAGCACUUAUGAUCGAGAGCUGACUGCCGUGUAUGAAGCAACCAAGUAUUUUAGGUAUUUUUUAGAAGCAAUGGAGUUUUAUAUUCUUACUGACCAUAAACCCCUUAUUCAUGCUUUUAAGCAGCGCGCUGACAAGGCUUUACCUCGUCAGUGCAGACAACUUUCGUUUGUUUCGCAAUUUACUACUUCCAUUCAACAUAUUGCCGGUAUCGAGAACUCGGUCGCUGAUGCUCUUUCGCGUGUCGAUCUUAUACGUCUUCCUGUUGAGUUCAACUUACUUGAGUUGGCUCAGCUUCAAAAGGCAGAUCCCGAGUUGGCUGGGUUGUUGGAAGGCGCUGAGAAGCACUCGCUGGUCAUUAAGAGCAUCGAGUGGGGUCAGGACCACCAUAAAGUGUUUUGUGACGUGUCGGGAAGUGUACUUCAUCCGUAUGUCCCCCAACUUCUUCGUAGGAGAGUGUUCGAACUUUUUCACAGUCCUGCACACCCCGGGGCCAAAGUGACUGAUAACAUCAUCAGACAAAGCUGCGAGGGUUACUCGUACAUCCUAACGAUGAUCGAUAGGUUUUCUCGUUGGCCGGAAGCCGUGCCGCUUAAGGAUAUCUCAGCAAUUACUGUAGCGCGAGCUUUCUUCGAUAAUUGGAUCGCUCGUUUCGGUACCCCUUGUACCCUUACCACCGACCAAGGCCCCCAAUUCGAAUCGCAAGUCUUCAAAGCGCUUCUGAAUCUCCUGGGCGUUCGGCGAAUUCGGACGGCUGCAUAUCAUCCUGCAGCAAACGGUAUGAUCGAGCGUUGGCAUCGGGAUCUGAAGAAGGCUUUAAUGUGCCAUAAUAACAAAAACUGGCUUGGGCAGCUCUCGACGGUUAUGCUUGGUUUGCGAACAGCUGUGCGUCUCGACUCUAAGGCUUCGCCUGCCGACUUUUUGUAUGGUACUUCUCUUAGGGUGCCCGGUGAGUUCUGUCUUCCGGACGAUUUCAGGCCAGAUCCUCAGUUCUUCUUGGAGGAGUUUCGUGUGCACAUGCGGAACGUUAAACCCGUUCCUGUGGCGCAUCGUUACAAACCGCGUGCAUUCUUCUUUAAGGAUUUGCGUACUUGCACGCACGUAUUUCUGAAAGCUCCGCCCGCCAAGAAGGUUCUCGAGCGUCCCUACUCUGGCCCUCACGAAAUCAUCGAGCGUAUUUCCGAUCAGGAUUAUAAGAUUGUCGUGAACGGUUCGCCUAGAACAGUCUCUACCGAAUUGCUUAAGCCGGCUCACUUUAUUCCAGAAGACCUGCAGCCUCCACCACUUCCGGAGACCUUUGCACUGCCUAAGCAGGCUCCGGAGGUGCGCCACAUUCUUAAAACACUCUUACAACUGCUCGGUGGCGUGGCUGACGGCAACCUGACGGUGCUGCGCAAGAACACCUCGUAG
Copidosoma floridanum is the source of this 3756-nucleotide messenger RNA. RefSeq lists its product as uncharacterized. Lineage: Eukaryota; Metazoa; Arthropoda; Insecta; Hymenoptera; Encyrtidae. The record is from RefSeq and is a predicted model, not a curated record.